AUGUCUUCCCAGUACGCCCAAGUACUAACUCAACAGGUUAUGAGCCCUGUCGCAAAUGACUUCUACUUCGACGUCAAACUAAAUGGAGAAGACAACUUCAAUUUUUGGUAUGCACCCUUCUCGAAUAAACUAUCUAUUAUUCGACUUGAACUUUUUGAAUAUUUCGAAAAUAACGGCAACGUUACUACAAUUCCUGUGGAAGUUCAAGAAAAUUCUAUAAUCAAGAAGUCCGUAUUAAACUUACUGGACACGGCCGUUAAGGCUGUAAUUUUGACAAGUUCCGAAGCCCAUGUCCAGGCUGUUAUUAGAAAGUAUACCUCAACUCAUUUCAAUCAGUCAUCAAUUCAGGUCAUGGCUUUCUUAAAAGAAACUUACGGUAGGGUAAAAGUUAGCACUACCGCCAUGUUAUUUAACCAGAAUCAGUCAAUGUUUAACAAGUCGAUCAAAGAACAACACUCCUGGGCUAGUAAAUCCCUUAGAACUGUUGCAAAACAGAUUAUUGCUGCAGAAAGAGGCACUUACUUGUCUGACAGUGAAAAAGAAAAUAAUAUGCAGAAAGUCCUGGAUCAUUUUGAGGCUCUGAUGCUCAUUGCAUUGAACCCUGAUCACCAGGCCACAUGUUUGAAUUUGUUGGGAAGAAAUGAGACUAUCAACUCCAGUGAUGUCAUUUCUGUUAUCUCCAACAAUGUUUCUGCCAACAGUACUGCAAUGACUGCAAGCUCUAGAUCCAGAUCCCAGAAAGCUGGUACAAAACAGCGUAAGAGGAAGUGCCAAUUAUGCGAAAAAGACCACUACUUGAAUGAAUGUCCUAGGUUCAAGGAGGCUUUUCCAGAUGCGGCCAUCAUUAAGCAUUAUGCCAAUAAGAAGAAUGAUCGAUCCUGGAUCACUGCUGCUGAAACUGAUAUUAACAAAGACAAUUGGAUCUUUGAUAACGGUAGUACGGUUCACAUCUGUAACGACAAAACUAUGUUCACAGAGUUUCAGAAUGGAACAGGAUCUCAAAUUUCUGUUGUAGCUGGUAAUGUCAAAAUCAAAGGCUAUGGUAGUGUCGUCACUGACACACACAUUCACCAUUUUGUGUUUUAUAUAGAUAAUUUAACUUUUCCCCUGUCGCUGCUUCAAACUGUGUAUACCGAAUAUUGCGGUCGUGGGACUCCGUUGGAUUCAAAUGUCUACUUUUAA
This is a messenger RNA of Tetrapisispora phaffii CBS 4417, 1182 nucleotides long. RefSeq names its product DUF5314 domain-containing protein. The transcript has a single exon. The record is from RefSeq and is a predicted model, not a curated record. Lineage: Eukaryota; Fungi; Ascomycota; Saccharomycetes; Saccharomycetales; Saccharomycetaceae. The coding region runs from base 1 to 1182 and encodes 393 amino acids.